Molecule: messenger RNA, 1217 nt
Organism: Zea mays
Lineage: Eukaryota; Viridiplantae; Streptophyta; Magnoliopsida; Poales; Poaceae
Product: bronze 2
Exons: 2
Coding region: 88-867 (259 amino acids)
Biological process (GO): glutathione metabolic process
Cellular component (GO): cytoplasm
Molecular function (GO): glutathione transferase activity
Source: RefSeq, marked provisional
CGACCGGUCAAUGACACGACUCGCCAGUCGCCACUACCGGCUCCCGUUUAAAUUGCCGGCCGCAUCAAGCUGAGGGCUGAGGCAGAGAUGCCAACAGAAGUCACGUCGACACCAGCCAGCCGGCCGGACUGCAGCUCGUCGUCGUCGAUGACGGCCGGGACCAUGCGUGUGCUAGGCGGGGAGGUCAGCCCGUUCACGGCGCGGGCGCGUCUGGCGCUGGAUCUGCGCGGCGUGGCGUACGAGCUCCUCGACGAGCCGCUGGGGCCCAAGAAAAGCGACAGACUCCUCGCUGCCAACCCCGUCUACGGGAAGAUCCCCGUGCUGCUCCUCCCCGACGGCCGCGCCAUAUGCGAGUCCGCAGUCAUCAUCCAGUGCAUCGAGGACGUGGCGCGUGGAAGCGGCGGCGCCGAGGCUAGCAGCCUGCUGCUGCCGGACGACCCCUACGAGCGCGCCAUGCACCGCUUCUGGACCGCCUUCAUCGACGACAAGUUUUGGCCGGCGCUGGAUGCCGUCUCCCUGGCGCCGACCCCGGGAGCACGCGCGCAGGCCGUGGAAGACACCCGCGCCGCGCUGAGCCUCCUGGAGGUGGCGUUCAAGGACCGCAGCAACGGCAGGGCUUUCUUCUCCGGUGGCGACGCCGCGCCAGGCCUCCUGGACCUGGCCCUCGGAUGCUUCCUGCCGGCGCUCAGGGCCUGCGAACGGCUCCACGGCCUCUCACUCAUCGACGCGUCCGCGACGCCGCUGCUGGACGGGUGGAGCCAGCGCUUCGCCGCGCACCCUGCAGCCAAGCGCGUCCUGCCGGACACGGAGAAGGUGGUGCAGUUCACGAGGUUCCUCCAGGGACAGUUCAGGGUCCACGUGUCCUAAAUGAUUUAGCGUCUCCAAAAGAUUGUCAAAAUCUCCGUCUAAAGUCUGUUUUAGAAACUUAAAUCACUUUCAGGAUUCUCGGAAAUUGAGAGAAAAAUAAAAUAACUUUUCACUCAAUCUUCAGAAAUCUAAGAGGAAUUUCAGUUUUCAAACUAGCUCUAAAUGCGGUGGUGAGAAGGAAAAAAAGAUCUCACUAGCUACUAUCAAGAUCCCCUUUCUAAAAAGUCAUCGCAGCAUGAUCAUCCGAGAACCUCCCUAUAUCAGCAGCUUCUCACACCCGCUUGCCCCUUUCGGAAAAGCAUUAACUCAUACUAACUUUCCUAAUUAAUUGGCCAAGGAUGUUCCAUUCC